GGCGAAGUGCUUUGACGGUAUCGAAAUGCCGAUCCUGAAAAGGACUUACUUCAAGCAACGCAAUAUCCAAAUUGCGGAAAGGCAGUUUCAGAGGUACAUUCGCGUGCGGAAAAAAAAUGAAGCAUCGACCAAGGCUGGGACUUAUUAUCCUGGCGUCCCGCCCGUAGAUAUCAACAAAUUUCAAGCUGGAUCACUGAAAGGAGGCAAAUAUGUUCGGAUCACUUCACCGACCCCCAGUGGUGAAGUGAGAGGCUUGAAGCGCAAACGCGAUGAUCCCCGGAGCAGUUCCGGACGUCAUCCCUCUCAGAAGGUGUACCGUCCGAGUCAUGCGCGAAUGACGGUCUCUCGGGAAAUUCUGGAUCUUGUCUGGCGCACCUCUCGCGUCGAUGAUGAUGACGAGGAUUCCAGCGAUAGCGACGGUGACGAUUACCGGCCAGCAAAGCGUCAGCGGAUCGCGGUCAAGUCUCAUCCGAAGAAGCGUGCUUCGACGAACGAUGCCUCAAGUCUACCUGGGAAGCGGAGGCAGUCCGCUCAGCGCGGAAUGCAAGUCGCAGCUCGCGGCUGUCACAGCUGCCGAACGAAUCGCGUCCUUCAGCAAAUGCAUUGUAAUUCAUGCGAAAUCGUCUACUGCGAAUCAUGCGUCACCAACCGAUACGACCAGAAAUUCCAGGUAGAUGGGACAUGGACAUGCCCCGUAUGCCUCGAUUACUGCAGUUGUGACAAGUGCAUGGACAGACGCGGGACACGUACUCGCUUCAAGAACAUGUUCUCCGCUCAAGGAUUCAGCAACGCUAGCACUCUGAUGAAGAGGACUGGGAAGAGCCUUCAAACUUGGCUUCGCCAAAAUGGUUUCGCUGCCGAAGGAGGCCCAGCCCCGGCAAAUCACAGCCCAACCCUACGUGGUCUGCCUGUUCGCUCCAAGGAGAAGAAUGAUGCCGAAGCGCAAAGCGCAGAUGAAGAGAGCGAAGACGAGGAAGAGACUCUCAACGACACAAGACUUGUCCUGUCCAGCCCAGAGUCGACACCUGAGCUGGAAGAAGAAAAGAUCCAUCCGAUCCCCGCACCAAUGGAAUCAUAUAUGCCCAAUGAUGAACACACAGUUGAGCCCUUGUUCCUCCCGGACACGCCGGCAGCAGAACACUCUGUCCUUCCUUUGGGCAUACAAGGCAGCCCCAUCGAUGACAAAUGUUCGGGUAGACACACAUCACAGGACAGCGCCGAAUUGAUCACUCCUGGCGCCGGCUCAUCAUCCAGGGUUCCGGUGCUCGACCCUAGUUCUCCCCUCGACGUGAAGGUUGCCGUUAGUGAACCAGUUCUCGUACCCGACUACUUGCAAGACCCCGUGGACCCAUUCUGGACCGAAUACUCAUCUUUCGAUAUGGACGUGGAGAACAUUCCAAAUUUCAGUCAAAUGAAUGAGUCACCGCCACCAGCAUCUCUUGACGACUUUGCAAUAGAAGAUUACAUCAGCGCCGAGGUGCGCGAUUUGUGGUAGACCAUCGGCAAUUCCGACGAAAGGACCCAACGGGCCGACGACUCUCUGCGCCAAUGAAGAGGACUCUCAAGUACAACAUCACUGCAUCAUCUCCGCCAAGCGCCUAUGGUAGUCGUUACCUUCCCAGAGCAACAAUAUUCUCUUGCAUAACUUCACGAUUUCACAAUAGCUCCUCGCCGUUCACAGUAUGUUUGUUCCGGCUUGGUGCUCAUCUGCAGAUGAUCUACAUUCAGAUCACACAGCGUGUAGCAAUGUGCAUGGUGUCCCAACACACCCGUCUCGUCUCUGCAGUAAAUUCUUUCCAUCUCAUUUUUCUUCUACCGUAAUAUCUGUAGUUUCUUCCA
Molecule: messenger RNA, 1839 nt
Organism: Dacryopinax primogenitus
Lineage: Eukaryota; Fungi; Basidiomycota; Dacrymycetes; Dacrymycetales; Dacrymycetaceae
Exons: 4
Coding region: 26-1495 (489 amino acids)
Biological process (GO): regulation of DNA-templated transcription
Cellular component (GO): nucleus
Source: RefSeq, a predicted model, not a curated record